This is a messenger RNA of Phalacrocorax carbo (great cormorant), 834 nucleotides long. The record is from RefSeq and is a predicted model, not a curated record. NCBI's taxonomy places the organism in Eukaryota, Metazoa, Chordata, Aves, Suliformes, Phalacrocoracidae.
CCCCUUUCGGCCCCUUUCGGCCCUUCCCGCUCCCCUCCGCCCCCCCAGCCCGGUGGCCAUGGCGGCGGGCCGCCGUUCGCCGCCCGGUCCGUGCUGCCGGUGGCGGGUGGCGGUGCCCAGCGUGUACCAGAGCCUGCCCGAGAUGGACUUCGAGCGGGGGAUCUGGUCGGCGGCGCGGGACGGGGACGAGGCGCGGGUGCUGCAGCUGCUGGAACGGCGCGGGGAGCCCAGCCAGCCCGACCUGGCGGGGUACACGGCCCUGCACUAUGCCAGCCGCAACGGGCACCUGGGGGUCUGCCGGCUGCUGCUGCAGCGUGGCGCCCGCUGCGACGCCCGCACGCCCGGCGGUGCCACCCCCCUGCACCGCGCCAGCUACUGCGGCCACCUCGCCGUCGCCCGGCUCCUGCUGGCCCACGGCGCCGACCCGGCAGCCGCCGACGAGGACGGUCGCACCAGCCUGCACAAGGCGGCUGAACAAGGUCACCGGGAGCUCUGCACCCUGUUCCUGCGGCACAGCCCGGCGCUGGCCAACAUCCGCGACGCCAAGGGCCGGCGGCCCCGCGACGUGGCCAACCCGGCGGUGCGGGACCUCCUGGAUACCUGAGAGGGACGCGGUGGGGACACCUUGCCACAGGACGCCCGGCGCCACCAGACCCCAUCUCCGAUGGAUAACCAAAGCCCCCGGCACCUGGCGCCAUCUCUGUUCCUCUGUCCCCUGCACCGGGUGCUGGGGUCACCCCUGGCAGCAGCGGGGGGAGUCACAGUGCCAUUUUUUGGCCCCCAACCCCUCCCGUGGCCUUUAUUUCCUCAUUAAAAAAAAAAAAACCAACAAAA